AUGCCAGAAACUCAAGGAAAGGUUAAACUGGUGAAAGAUUUAAACCAAUUUAAGAAAAUAAUCAAAAGUGUAAAAGACGUCUUAAUUGUAGUGGAUUUCUGCGCGAGUUGGUGUGUUCCAUGUAAUACGAUUUCUCCACAAAUUCGACAACUCGCUGAAAAUAUGCAACACAACGUUCUAUUUUUGGAAAUUGAUGUUGAACAGAACGAAGAAGUAUCUGAAAAGUAUGAAAUACGAAGCUUACCAACUUUUCUAUUUUUCAAAAAUGGUGUUAAAAUUAACCAAUUUAGCGGGGCCAGUAUGGAAAAGCUGCAGCAACUAAUCAAUCAACAUACAUAG
Trichoplax adhaerens is the source of this 339-nucleotide messenger RNA. RefSeq lists its product as uncharacterized. Bases 1 to 339 code for a protein of 112 amino acids. Lineage: Eukaryota; Metazoa; Placozoa; Uniplacotomia; Trichoplacea; Trichoplacidae. The record is from RefSeq and is a predicted model, not a curated record. Gene Ontology annotation, molecular function: protein-disulfide reductase activity. The transcript has a single exon.